Triticum dicoccoides is the source of this 745-nucleotide messenger RNA. RefSeq lists its product as uncharacterized. The record is from RefSeq and is a predicted model, not a curated record. The transcript has a single exon. Lineage: Eukaryota; Viridiplantae; Streptophyta; Magnoliopsida; Poales; Poaceae. The coding region runs from base 107 to 325 and encodes 72 amino acids.
CCUUCUCAUCAACACAAACGCAUCUUCCACCAUCAGCAGCCGAGGCAGCCGGUAAGACACAGUGGCCAGCAGGACUGCACUGCCGCAGCAGGAGUGUACACUGUAGAUGAUGGACUGGGCCCCUGUGGUGGUAGGGGUGGUGUUGUUCGUGGUGCUCACGCCGGGGCUGCUGUUCGAGCUGCCGGGGACGUAUGGGAGGAUCGACUUCGGCGGCCUCCGCACCACCGGCAAGUCCAUCUUCGUCCACACCCUUGUCUUCUUCACCAUCUUCGCCGUCAUCAUCCUCGGGUUCGAAGUCCACAUCUACACCGGCGCGCCUAGCUAGCUGCAUAUGCAUUACAUGCCUGUGUGCCUCACAUAAUGAAGCACCUCUCGCCAACGUUGCCAAGCCGAUCAGCAUGCGCCCUGUUUCAUAUACGUGUGGUUAAUUUAUUGGUCAAGGUGGCCACAUACUCCCUCCGAUCCAAAAUAGUGGCGCAGUUUUGAAUUAAGGUUAAUUCAAUCUUAAUUCAAACAUGCGACACUUGUUAUGAAUCAAAGUGAGUAGUUUAUGACUAUCUCUGUACCGUCUUAUAUUAAGUUACACAGAACGUGGACACUAAAGUAGUUCGGUGAACUGCAGCUUAUUGUUCAGCCUGUACCAAGCGAUCAAAGUCUUAAUUAACAUGCAGCUUCUCAUGACCUUUUGUUGGAUUCAUCAACAUCAGCAUAGUUUCGUUUCAUUUUGUCUUUUGUCAUAGGGUUU